GUGGAAACAGUUUGUUUGGAUACAAAGCGAUAUUAUAAUCGGCUGGGCUCUGAUAUUCGCUGUUAUUGUUUAUAAAAUCGAAAAUUUUAUAAAUAUUCAAUAAAAACAAAUUUUAUAACACCGAAAAAUGAGAUGUGCGGUUCGAAAUUGUGGGAGUGACAACGGAGGCAAAACCUCGGAUUGCAGUUUUUUCAUAUUCCCUACUGAUGAGGCGCUCGCUCAAAAGUGGAAACAAUUUUGUCGUCAACCUAAGGAUAUCGACAUAACGACUUCCUAUAUCUGUAUGUACCACUUUAUAAGGGAAGACUUUGAAAACGGCCUAAAGUAUGAAAUGGGUUUCAGCAAGAAACUUUAUCUAAAACGAGACGCUGUGCCAACUAUUUAUGACCGAAAUUUACAUACCCCAAAACGUCAACGCCUUGAGCAGCGAGCACUUACAAACAUAGUAAAGGAAGAAGAACUACUUCAGGAGCAGGAUGAAUUAAGCAUAACGUCUCAGGAUACCACUCCGUACGAAGAUGGAUCAUCGUUAGAGGGUACAGUAAUGUAUGAAUAUGAAACGCUGUUCGAAAACCCAGCUGUACUUGGAGGCACAGAUCCAUUCCAAGAGGUGAUGAUUAAUGUGGAACCAGCGAAUUGUUUGAAAACAGAAUUAGAAAACCUACAUCGAGAAAACUUAAAACUGCGUGAGGAAAAUCGCAAAUAUCGCAGAUUAUUUACCGCACUGGAACGUGAUUAUAAAAAACAGGCAGAAGAGUAUACAACCAAUUUAAAAGUCCUAGAAGAUAGAGCAUUGAAAGCGGAAAAUCAGUGCAAAAAUAUGGAAAGUAGACUGAAAAAGAUACUGAAAAAGCCAGAUUGACAAGCUUAAAUACGGUCUACAUAUCUAGAUAUAUUAUAUAAGUAUAUACAUAUAUACACAAUUUACAAUAUGCUGCGUUGUAAAGAUUUGCCACGUCCCAUGAAGGAGGGUGUACUUUAUAAAAACUGUAAUGUUUUACUAAAAAAUAAACAUUUUAACAUUCAAGCCGAUCUUCAAUAAAA
Molecule: messenger RNA, 1044 nt
Organism: Anastrepha obliqua
Lineage: Eukaryota; Metazoa; Arthropoda; Insecta; Diptera; Tephritidae
Product: 52 kDa repressor of the inhibitor of the protein kinase-like
Exons: 4
Coding region: 128-862 (244 amino acids)
Molecular function (GO): sequence-specific DNA binding
Source: RefSeq, a predicted model, not a curated record